UUCAGUUGGUUUUUACAAUUCAUAGUGAUCAUUAGCAGUUGCGGAAGAGACAAGUUGAGCAAUAAUUUAAUUUUUAUAAAAACAAAAAAUAAGAAGAAAAUUGAAAGUAAUUCAAACGAUUUUGUUUGUGUUUUGAAACAAUUGAUAUUCUCACAAAAUAUUCUUAAAAUCCAAUCGAAACAUCCAUAAUGAAUCAGAAAGUAUUGGGUUUAAUUGUGACCUUAUUUGCUGUCGCUAAUGCAGUCAAGGUGCCUGUAACCGUCUACUAUGAGUCACUUUGUCCAGAUAGUGCUAAAUUCAUCACCGAACAAAUUUAUCCAGCUGUUAAGGGUGAUUUGAAAGACCAUGUUGACAUAACUUGGGUACCUUUUGGCAAAUCAUCGUAUUCCACCCAAGGGUCCGAAGUUAAUUUCAAUUGUCAUCAUGGUCCUAACGAAUGCUACGGCAAUAAGGUGCAUGCUUGUGCCAUUGAUCAUAUACAAGCCAACUCGUAUCAACAGGAAUUUACCCGCGAAUCUUUGACAUUGGACUUCAUCAACUGUAUGAUGAAGGCUGGCAAGAAUUUCCCCGAUAAUGUUUAUCCUGGUGCCAAGUGUGCUCGCGACAAUCACAUUAGCAGCUGGGAAAAUAUACAGCAAUGUGCCAACAGCACUGAAGGCAGCCAGGCAUUAAUGAAACAUGGCCAAACUACCAUGGCUUUCCAAAAUCCAUUACUCAGUGUACCCACUGUAGUAUUUAAACAGCAAUACGACUCGAAAGUCAAUGAACGUGCUCAAAGCGAUUUCGUUGGUGUCUUGUGCAAAUAUGUUUCCCUACCUAUGCCCAAAAUUUGCGCCAGUGCCAAUUCGGCUGUAAGCAUUGCUGCUACUACUCCCUUAUUGGGUCUUUUGGUUUUUGUCUUCGCUAAGCUUUUCAUCUAAACCUUUUCAAAAAAGCUUUCUUUUUUUUUCUUAUUUUCUAUUGUGUAUCGAAAUUCGAUAUUAUUUUUUUGUUUCAUAUUUUUUUCUUUUUGUUUUUUUUAUUAAUUUCAGAAAAAGUAAGAUCAUGUAUAAUAAUUCUUCCGUCCAAAUACUUGAGUGUAUAUAAAGUAGAAUUUAAAUCAAGAUUCUCACAAUAAAGUUGAUAUAUAUUUUAUAUUAAGUAAAA
This is a messenger RNA of Calliphora vicina (urban bluebottle blowfly), 1146 nucleotides long. RefSeq names its product Gamma-interferon-inducible lysosomal thiol reductase 1 (gene GILT1). Gene Ontology annotation, molecular function: oxidoreductase activity, acting on a sulfur group of donors, disulfide as acceptor. Lineage: Eukaryota; Metazoa; Arthropoda; Insecta; Diptera; Calliphoridae. The transcript has 4 exons. The record is from RefSeq and is a predicted model, not a curated record. Bases 189 to 920 code for a protein of 243 amino acids.